This is a messenger RNA of Eleginops maclovinus (Patagonian blennie), 1773 nucleotides long. RefSeq names its product lysosomal protein transmembrane 4 alpha (gene laptm4a). The record is from RefSeq and is a predicted model, not a curated record. NCBI's taxonomy places the organism in Eukaryota, Metazoa, Chordata, Actinopteri, Perciformes, Eleginopidae. The coding region runs from base 129 to 848 and encodes 239 amino acids. Gene Ontology annotation, cellular component: lysosomal membrane. The transcript has 7 exons.
GGUCCCCGUUUGUUGUUAUCGCGGUGUCGCGCUGCUCGUCAGUGUGCUGGGUGGGCGUUCCUCCUCUGAGUUUGUCUGCUGACUGUUGAUGCUGUGAAGAAUUUUAUCCUCCACGACCAGCUCUCCCGAUGUUUCUUCCUACGCUUGUGGAGGACAUGCAUCACUUUAAACCAAGUCGAGACAGACUGUACACCACCCGGUGUUGUGGAUGUUGCCACGUCCGGACGGGGACCAUCAUCCUGGGAACAUGGUAUAUGGUUGUUAAUCUGUUGAUGGGCAUCCUGCUGACAGUAGCUGUUACCCACCCGGAGAACGUGCCGACUAUUGACUUGCAGUAUGAGGUCAUCGACCAUUACUUUGCGUCCGACAGGAUGUCUGAGAAUGCCUGUGUGGGAUUUGCUAUCUCUCUGCUGAUGCUCACCAUCAGUGCCAUGAUGGUGUAUGGGGCCAUCACUCAUCGUGACGGCUGGCUCAUCCCGUUUUUCUGCUACCAGCUGUUUGACUUUGCUCUGAGCUGCCUGGUGGCCAUCAGCUCUCUCACCUACCUUCCUCGGAUCAAGGACUACCUGGAACAGCUGCCCGAUUUCCCGUACAAAGAUAACCUCCUCUCUCUGGACUCUAGCUGCCUGCUGCUCUUUGUGCUCGUCUUCUUUGCUUUCCUCAUCAUCCUCAAGUCCUACCUGAUCAACUGUGUGUGGAACUGCUACAAGUACAUCAACAACAGGAACAUGCCAGAGAUCGCUGUCUACCCGGCCUUCGAGACCCCUCCCCAGUACAUCCUGCCCACUUACGAGAUGGCGAUGAAGAUGCCAGAGAAGGAGCCACCUCCUCCUUACAUGCCUGCUUAAGCACCAGCCCAACACACACACACACACACACACACACACACACACACACACACACACACACACACACACACACACACACACACACACACACACACACACACACCACCAUAUGCAUUCCUACCUUCCCUCACUAACCCUUUCUGAACACCAUUUCACCCCCCACUCCCCUGACCUACUGUGUACGUGUAAGGCCACUGACAGCGUUUUGUUCAGCCCUUCCCUCUGUGACUCUACAGAGCGUCUAUAGAGCAUCCCUGAGGUGUGAUAGCGGAAAGGUGGGAAAGACUGUAAUCUGUGUGAGAUGAAUGAAUGAAUGUGAUGUUUGAAAAGCAAAAGGAAGCUACCAGCCCUCGCUCCCACCCCUCUGGCCUUUUUUAUGUCUUAGUAAAAGGGAUACAUGUGAAAAUAAACUGCUUGAAAUGCUAUCAUCGAUCCAUCACCAUCCUAUCUAUAGAUUGAUAUAUGAAGUAUAAAAAAAAUGAUGACAAUCCAUUUAUUAUAGCUCUUAUUGUUGAAUUGUGUUAUUUUCCCUCCUAAUUAUUUACACCUAGACUAUUCCAUCUCAGUCUUUGAAUGGAGUCUGUAGCACUUUUUCGUCUGGUAUUUCUUUAGCUUUGCUGUGGUUCAGUUCACUGCCACCCCUGACAUUUUCAUCAAUCUGCUGCCCCGAUGUGUUAGCAAAGCUAGGUAUUAGAUUUCCAGCUGAGACGGAGACAGAGAGAGACAGUGGAGGGUACUGAUGAUGAUGAUGAUGAUGAUGAUGAUGAUGAUCUUCUCUGCUUCCUCCUCGCCCAACAUGUGGAGCAGCAGCUAGUCUUGUGAACAUUAGUAUUUGCAUGCUUAUCAAAUGCCUCCCCAUUACUUUAUUGGUAAUAUGAUUUUAUCCCAGUGGAAUACCUUUGAUUUCAAUAAACGUUUCUGAACA